AUGGGAAAGAUUGCAUUGCCAAAGUCACAAGAACUCUUACUGAUAUUCGCAGAGCACCCAUACAUACCGCUAGACGAUUCCGACGAAAAGGGAGAUGCAGGGGAUGCAUGGGCGCAAGAAUUAAAGAGAAGCAAAGCCUCCCUCUGGAGAUGGCGUUGUGCCACGGCAGUGCUCAUCAUAGCCUUGAUCAUAUCCUGGCUCCCGUUCUCCGCCCAGGCCCCGAAAUCCGUCCGAGAUGGCUACCCCCAGCCAGAAGACGGCGAAGACAACGUCCUCAAAUGGAUGAAGGAAGCCGAAGUCGCCCAAGGCCACUUCUGGUGCGGCAAUUCAACCAUCGAAGCCAAACGCAGAGGCUGCGCCUUUAACAAGCUGCACAACAGAUGGAUGCCACCAGCCUGCACGCAAGACUUCGAGCACGCCCGACAAGCCGUCUUUGAAGCACUCGGCGGUGGCGAGGAGCCGGAAUUCGUAUUCUACAGGGAUGAGGACGGUAAACCAGGGGCGGAGAUAACAGAUGACGAGCUGGAUGAGUUUGAGAUUUUGACACCGGCUUGGACGACUGUUGGGCAUCAUAUGACGCACUGCAUGUAUCUUUUGCUGCAGGCCGCUGCGGCGCUGAAUUUGGGUACGAAGGCGGAUAUGGUUGUUCACGCGUGGGAGCAUGCGAAGCAUUGUGCCAUGGUAGUGCUGAAUGAGACGAAGAAGGCGCCGGCUUGGAAUGAUGUGAAGAGUUUUGGGCAUACGCAGUCUGGUGUUUGUUGGUAG
Messenger RNA from Colletotrichum godetiae, 765 nucleotides. RefSeq lists its product as uncharacterized. Bases 1 to 765 code for a protein of 254 amino acids. The transcript is spliced from 2 exons. The record is from RefSeq and is a predicted model, not a curated record. NCBI's taxonomy places the organism in Eukaryota, Fungi, Ascomycota, Sordariomycetes, Glomerellales, Glomerellaceae.